Messenger RNA from Oldenlandia corymbosa var. corymbosa, 579 nucleotides. The record is from the annotation of a GenBank genome assembly. NCBI's taxonomy places the organism in Eukaryota, Viridiplantae, Streptophyta, Magnoliopsida, Gentianales, Rubiaceae.
AUGUAUUGUAUUAGGUUGGCUUACCUGCAAGAAGACUGUGAUAAUGCAAUCCCACACCAACACUUGAAAUCAAGCAACAUACUCCUUGACAAACAAUGGAAUCCCAAGAUAUCUGAUUUCGGAAUCUCCAAGAUUUUAGGUCCUGAUAAAAAUGGUGAUCUUACUACCCCACUCGGAAUGUCAGGUUACAUAGCACCAGAGUAUAAUUCAUUCCUUUUGGAUGUCAAAAGCGACGUGUUCAGCUUCGGGGUACUUGUUAUGGAGAUUGUGUCUGGAAGGACUCCAGUGCAAUACUUUCCAGAUGAUAUACAGGAGUAUCUGGUGGACUGGAUGAAAAACAUGGUGUCUGAAGGGAGAUUAGAUGAAGUUUUGGACCCAAGAUUGCCUGCAAUGCCAUCGCUGGUGGAUUUGAAGAGAAUUGUUCUGAUAGCACUUCGUUGUGUGGAUCCAGAUCCCAGUAACAGGCCUAAUAUGGGAGACGUGAUCCACAUGCUGGAGCCCCGGGACUUGUUACUGAAUGAUGCCAAAUCAGCAACUUCUUCCUAUACAGAAACUGAAACUGAUCAGGGCACAACCUAA